Messenger RNA from Coffea eugenioides, 1167 nucleotides. RefSeq names its product lysine-rich arabinogalactan protein 18. Gene Ontology annotation, cellular component: plasma membrane. Lineage: Eukaryota; Viridiplantae; Streptophyta; Magnoliopsida; Gentianales; Rubiaceae. The transcript is spliced from 2 exons. Bases 144 to 896 code for a protein of 250 amino acids. The record is from RefSeq and is a predicted model, not a curated record.
UGCCGUUGAUGCACCUCAUCUACACCUUAACACGUCUACUUAUAUACGCCUUCUCCGCUCUGCUUCCCCGGUCACCUCCUCAUUAAGUACUCAUCUCUCUCUCUCUGGCGCUCUCUCUCUCCCCCCCAAAGAAAGACAGAGCCAUGGAUCGGAAAUCUUGUUUCGGACUUGCAUUGAUCUGCAUUGUCGUCGCCACCGUCGGCGGUCAAAGUCCUGCCGCCGCUCCUGCUAAAUCUCCUUCCGCGGCUACGGUGCCCACUCCUCCAGCAGCUGCUCCUACUGCUAAGCCAAUCACUCCUGCAGCUCCGGUCACUGCUCCUGCUGCCGCCCCUCCAACUGCAGUUUCGAAUCCUCCAGCUGCUGCUCCUACUGCUAAGCCAACUACGCCUGCAGCUCCGGUCACCGCUCCUGUUGCCGCCCCUCCAACAGCUGUUUCAACUCCUCCAGCUGCAGCUCCGGUGAGUGCACCGCCGACCGUCGCAACUCCUGUUCCGGCGUCUUCACCUAAGGCCGCAGCUCCCGGGAGCGCGCCUCCAGCUCCAGUGCCGGUGAGCUCGCCACCUGCAGCUGCGCCAGUGCAGUCUCCUCCUUCCCCGGCUCCAGAGGCUGCUACUCCACCUGCAGCUUCUACUCCUCCGGCGGCAACUCCAGCUCCGGCUUCCGAGCCUCCGGCUCCAGCUCCAAGCAAGAAGAAGGGGAAGAAGCACCAUGCGCCAUCACCGGCUCCCGCACCAGAGCUCCACGGGCCACCCGCACCUCCUUCCGACGCUCCCGGACCUGGUCUUGACUCGGGGUCUCCCGGUCCAUCACUUCCCGAUAACAGUGGAGCAGAGAAAUUGAAGGUGGUAGGAAGCUUGGUUCUGGGAUGGGGUGUGUUUGGCUGGCUCUUCUUCUAGGGAUGUAGACAUCACGCGGGUGUAUCAUUACUGUUUUUGUCCCCACCCAUCUUUGUCAUUUUGGUGUUAACAUAUUCCUUGGUUUAUGUUUAUUUAUUUAUCACAUGAUGAGCAGCUCGAUUUGGAUCCGUUGGGGGAUUUUGCCACAUUGGCUUUGUAAUUCUUUGGUUAGUAUUCGAGGGGAAGGCUUCUGUAGCUUUUUGUAUUUGACUGCUUGAUUCCCCGUGGACUCUAUAUAUAUAUAUAAUCCAAGAAUACUUUUACCCUUUUU